Pseudonaja textilis is the source of this 385-nucleotide messenger RNA. The record is from RefSeq and is a predicted model, not a curated record. NCBI's taxonomy places the organism in Eukaryota, Metazoa, Chordata, Lepidosauria, Squamata, Elapidae.
AAUCCCAAUCCCAAUCCCAAUCUCAAUCUCAAUCUCAAUUUCUUCCUUGCAGGGGCUGGAGAAACCCUUCAAUGAAGUGAUUGGAGCCAACAUUGGGGACGCUCAAGCUAUGGGGCAGAAGCCCAUCACUUUCUUGCGCCAGGUCAGUGCCCUCUGCAUGUAUCCUGACCUCCUGAAUUCUCCCGAUUUCCCCAAAGAUGCCAAGCAGAAGGCUCAGCGGCUCCUGGCCGCGUGCGGAGGGCAGAGCAUUGGGGCUUACAGUGCCAGUCCUGGGAUCGAGCUGAUCCGUCACGAUGUGGCUGCCUUCAUCCAGCACCGAGAUGAGGGAAUUCCCUCCAACCCGGAGAACAUCUACCUGUCUACGGGGGCCAGCAACGCUGUGGUG